Molecule: messenger RNA, 770 nt
Organism: Paramecium sonneborni
Lineage: Eukaryota; Ciliophora; Oligohymenophorea; Peniculida; Parameciidae
Source: the annotation of a GenBank genome assembly
AUUUGAAAUACAAAUGAACUCCAACUCUGAUUAGUAAGAAUUCUUUUAUAAUUUCUUUAGUCAUUUCCUAUUCAAAGUUUUAUUAAUUGGAAAUUCUGGUGUAGGCAAAUCAUGUAUGCUUAUGCGUUAUUCUGUAUUAUUUCUUAUAAUUCUUAGGAAAAUCAAUUCACAAACAACUUCUACAACACUAUAGGAGUAGACUUCAAAACAAAAACCAUUGCUUUAGGAGAACAUAAUGUUAAACUGCAAAUUGUAAAUAAUUAUAUUAUCUUAGUGGGAUACUGCAGGUUAAGAUCGAUUCAGAACUAUAACAUGUAGUUAUUAUAGAGGAGCUUAAGGAAUUAUUAUUGUUUAUGAUAUAACAGACAGAGAGUCCUUUGAAAAUGUUAAAACUUGGAUGGCAGAAAUAGAUAAGUAGUUUAUUUUAAUAUUCGAGAUAUGCCUCUGAAUCAGUAAACAGAUUAUUAGUUGGUAAUAAGGCAGAUAUAACAGAACGAAGAGAAGUAUCUUAUGAAGAAGGUUUAGAAUUAUGUAAUCCUCUAUUUUAAUAAUAAUUUUAGCAAGACUCUAUUAAAUUCCAUUUUAUGAGACUAGUGCCAAAUCUUCAAUCAACAUUGAAGCAGCAUUUACUCACAUCACAAAAAAUAUACUAAAUCGAGAACUUCACAAUACAAGAGCAGUAGUCAGAAAAACAUCAAAUCUUAGACUUCAAAAUAGAUAACAGUAGUAAUAAUAAGAAAAGAAAAAACAAGAAGAUCUUUGCUGUUGAC